This is a messenger RNA of Procambarus clarkii (red swamp crayfish), 666 nucleotides long. RefSeq names its product activating signal cointegrator 1 complex subunit 2 homolog. The record is from RefSeq and is a predicted model, not a curated record. NCBI's taxonomy places the organism in Eukaryota, Metazoa, Arthropoda, Malacostraca, Decapoda, Cambaridae.
AUGGAUUUGGAGGAAACUCAAAUAAUACGUAUACCAAGCCGAAAGAGAUGUCAGAAGGAGGAACACAGAGAAUGUCUGGGACUGGGUUACAGACCCACUUGUAUACCUGAGUCACAGACACAAUUACCCACUACAACACAGCUACAACUACGGCAACAACCCUACAACUACGACACGCAACAACCCUACAACUACAACAGGCAACAACCCUACAACUACGACAGACAACAACCCUACAACUACGACAAGCAACAACCCUACAACUACAACAGGCAACAACCCUACAACUACGACAGACAACAACCCUACAACUACAACAGACAACAACCCUACAACUACAACAAGCAACAACCCUACAACUACAACAAGCAACAACCCUACAACUACAACAGACAACAACCCUACAACUACAACAGACAACAACCCUACAACUACAACAGACAACAACCCAACAACUACAACAGACAACAACCCUACAACUACAACAAGCAACAACCCUACAACUACAACAGACAACAACCCUACAACUGCAACAAGCAACAACCCUACAACUACAACAGACAACAACCCUACAACAUCAGCACUGUGAACCCCGGGCUCACAAGUGGUAUAAUCAAAGCAGUCAACAAGAAAUAUGAAUUUGAAGAAAACUUCGGGUUGGCCUAG